AAACGGUUGUGGAAUCCAAACGCUAAAUAGCUGGUGAAGUUUGGUGCACGUUUGCACUAAUGUUGGGAAGAUGUCAGAGGAAGCGCUGGAUGAACUGUCAGUGUUGUCUGCUAUUUUCUGCGAAAAAGAUGAAUUUGAGUUAAUUGAGGAAUCAGCUCAGACAGGACUCGUGUACCGCAUCUGCACUCCGAUAGACACAGACAGCGGGAGAAAAACCGUGAACCUUACUUUCCAUCUCCCUCUUCUAUACCCUCAAACCCCUCCUGAUAUCAGCGUCACCUCCAGCGAUUUCUCCAGGACCCACUGCCAGGAGCUGAAGAGAGCAAUGCUCAGUAAAGCUCACAGCCUUCCACCUGAGCCCAUGGUCCACCAUCUAGUCACGUGGCUUCAGUAUAAUAUUGCCGGCCUCAUUAGAACCCCAGACUGCUCCAAUACAGCAGAAAGGGAAGCAGAGGACACGUGGAUGGCAUUGCUGCAUUUGGAUCAUAUGCGCUCUAAAGCUAAAUAUAUCAAACUGAUUGAAAAGUGGACUUCAGAGCUGGGCUUGGUGGGGAGACUGUUUGUGGGAAGGCCCAUUUUAAUUUUACUGCAAGGAACAAAGGAAAGCAUUAAGGAAUACAUUCAUCUUCAGAGAACAGUGAAAGUUGACGUGGACUCUUCAGGCAAACGGUGUAAAGAGAAGAUGCUAAGGGUUUUAUGUGAAGUGCCCUUUACAGCGGAUUUCCAAAGAAUAUUAACGUUCGAGGUUAAAGAAGACUUGUCUUUAGACGACCUCAGAAGGGAGUUUGAUUUAGUCGGAUCGAUGAAGCUUUACCACGAAUUUGUUCCCUUGGUACAGUAAAUGUCUGAUAAAUGUGCUGCCUCUUUUUUGACUUUGCUUUUAUACAUGAUUUACUACUAGAGAAGUCCUUGAGGAAAUCUUGAUCGGAGAUUGAACACUCGGCAUUGCAGAUUCAGACAAGUAUAAAUUCACUUCAGCUGUAACCAAUUCAGUUCUGGUCAUGUUGCACAUUUGAAGCUCCUCAUUUAAACAAGGUACUGCACCGGACUGUGUUACAGCAGAGUGUUGCUGUCUCGCAGCUCUAGACAUCUCAGAGCGUGGAUUAUUAUCUGAGCAAGACCCUUAUCCCCUUAUCCCCCAUUAUAUAGUAUUAUAUCGUAUUUAUAAGUCACCAAAUUGGUACUUCUGGCUUCUCUUGGGUUUCCUGCCAAGAAAAAUCUUAUAAAUACAGGCAUCUCUCAGAUAAAUAUUUGCAUUUAUGUCUUUUGGAAGACGACAUGACAUUCAAGGUGCUUUAAAGUCUCAAUAAAUAUUUCUGUUCUAUUCUGUCCUUUUCCCACA
Silurus meridionalis is the source of this 1342-nucleotide messenger RNA. It is a transcript of the gene rwdd3, whose product is annotated as RWD domain containing 3. Gene Ontology annotation, biological process: positive regulation of hypoxia-inducible factor-1alpha signaling pathway; positive regulation of protein sumoylation. Gene Ontology annotation, molecular function: protein binding. Lineage: Eukaryota; Metazoa; Chordata; Actinopteri; Siluriformes; Siluridae. The record is from RefSeq and is a predicted model, not a curated record. Bases 71 to 841 code for a protein of 256 amino acids. The transcript is spliced from 4 exons.